ACGUGAUAGAUACAUCUCUAUCUGUUGGCCAAGGCAAAGAUGCAGUAAGUAGAGACUUAGAUGGAGACACUGAGGAUGAUAUGGGACCGGCAAGAAACGAUAAUGACAAAGAGACUACAAUUGCUUCAGAUGGCGAAGACCUAGACAGCGAUCCAGACUUUGUUGAAGAUGAACAGAUAGACAACAAUAAUCUGUUUGAAGAUAUUGAAGAGUUGGGUGAGGGUUCUACAGCAGAGAAUGUUGAAAAUCAAAAGAAGGGUUUCAUAUUGGAAAAGGCUAGUGAAACUAAGUAUGGCCUCUCUCUGGAGCAGAUUGUGAAACCAAUUACAUUGCCUCCAGUAAUAUCUUCAGUUAAUAGAACAUUUAUGCAAACGUCUGCACCUAAUGUGAGCACCUCUAUUGUCUCUACUGUCAAUAACUCUUCAGUUAAGGAAGCAAUAGAAGUCCUUCAAGAUGAUGAGAACCAUGUGCUGUUGCAAAGCAACUUGGACACUUCAAAAAAUGAUUCUGCAACUGUCAGUAGUCCCGUUAAAAAAAAGAUGAGGUGUCAAAUGCCACCAAAAUCAGUAACAACCAUAGAUGAGAUGAACCGUUUACUAGUUCGGCACCGUGCUCGUUCACGUGCAAUGAGACCAAGAUGGUCCUCAGUACAUGACCGAGAAAUCCUGACUGCAAAGUCACAGAUUGAGAAUGAUCCCAUCGUGAAGAUCAAUCGAGAACUUUAUGCUCCCCUCUUUCGGAAUGUUUCAAUGUUUAAAAGGAGCUAUGAACUCAUGGAACGCAUACUCAAAGUAUAUAUUUACAAGGAUGGAGAAAAACCCAUCUUUCAUCAACCAAUAAUGAAGGGACUCUAUGCCUCCGAGGGAUGGUUUAUGAAACUGAUGGAGGGAAAUAAGCGUUUUGUUGUGAAGGACCCCCGAAAGGCACACCUGUUUUAUAUGCCUUUUAGUUCACGGAUGCUACAGUACACCCUGUAUGUACAUAACUCUCACAAUCGGACCAACCUACGCCAAUAUCUCAAGAUUUAUUCAGAAAAGAUAGCAGCAAAAUAUCCUUUCUGGAACAGAACUGGUGGGGCAGAUCAUUUUCUUGUUGCUUGCCAUGAUUGGGCCCCAUAUGAAACAAGGCAUCAUAUGGAACAUUGCAUCAAAGCCCUCUGCAAUGCUGAUGUAACUGCAGGCUUCAAAAUAGGGAGAGAUGUGUCCCUUCCAGAAACAUACGUCCGUUCUGCCAGAAACCCUCUGAGAGACCUUGGAGGAAAGCCACCUUCUCAAAGGCAUAUUCUUGCCUUCUAUGCUGGUAACAUGCAUGGAUAUUUACGCCCGAUCUUGCUCAAGUAUUGGAAGGACAAGGACCCUGAUAUGAAGAUCUUUGGUGCAAUGCCUCCAGGUGUUGCAAGCAGAAUGAAUUACAUUCAUCAUAUGAAGAGCAGCAAGUACUGCAUCUGCCCCAAGGGUUACGAGGUCAACAGCCCGAGGGUGGUUGAAGCCAUCUUUUACGAGUGUGUACCUGUGAUCAUCUCUGACAAUUUUGUGCCACCAUUUUUCGAUGUCUUAAAUUGGGAUUCAUUCUCAAUCAUUAUCGCUGAGAAAGAUAUCCCUAACUUGAAAGACGUACUCAUUUCUCUACCGGAAGAGAAGUAUCUAGAAAUGCAAAGUGCAGUGAGGAAGGUUCAGCAGCAUUUUCUGUGGCAUGCCAAGCCCAUGAAUGUUGCACCGCCCCUCCCUUCCCCCCAAACGCAGCCCCAAUGCACAAUGACAAUACUAAGAACGUCUUCGGUUUUAGUAGUCGGUCUGUUCUUCUCCAGAUGA
Molecule: messenger RNA, 1811 nt
Organism: Ilex paraguariensis (yerba mate)
Lineage: Eukaryota; Viridiplantae; Streptophyta; Magnoliopsida; Aquifoliales; Aquifoliaceae
Source: the annotation of a GenBank genome assembly